AUGUCAGCUAUUCCAAUAAGCACAUCUUUGGCAAGUACAAACCCUAUUAAUAAAUCGCCGAGCAAGCAGAUGUACUCCUUCUCUAAAAGUGAUCGGUUUUUUAAACCUCAAAAAGGACAGUGACAGGAGAUAGGAUAUAUUCUUCCAUCCACUUUCACUAAACGGUCUGCUUCUUUCGGUUUAGGGUCAAAAUUGGAUGAGAAGUUUGGCAAGAGCUUUGUACCUCCACCAGGAGCAUAUAACACAAUUCAUUCUGAUUUUUCAAGGCUAAAUCCUCAUCUUCCAAGCUUCUCGUUUGGAGCAGGAAGAGGGGCAUUUGAAAAGACAUCUGUAAGGAAUACCAAAGCCAAAGACAAUCCUGGGCCAGGCCAGUACAGUAUCCCUAGUACAUUCACUCCUAAUACCAAGGAUAAGAGUUAUUCAUUGAAGGGAAGAGGGAAAUCAAUGCAAGAUUUGAUGAUCAUGAAAAAGAAAGAGCUUCCUGGCCCAGGCCAGUAUUCUCCUAAAACCACUAUGAAUAAAGAUGGAAUUUAUAGAGUUUCAAGUAUGAAAAACACUGCUGCAAUGUCUUUUAAGCCUUCUGAUAGAUUCAAGACUGUGAGAAGCUCUCUGCCAGGACCAGGACACUAUAAAACUCCUUCUAGUAUUAACUCGAAGGGGAAACAUUUUCUUUCUAACAUCAAAAGCACUGGUGUGGGAAUGUUUGGCUAUGGAAGAAGAGAUAACGAACUUCUCAAACAUUCUAGUACUCCAGGUCCUGGAUGGUACGAUCUUCCUUCAGAAUUGGGAUAUAAUGAAAAGAACCUUAUAAACCUUGCAGCUUCUAAGUUAAGGAAAAAGCGCAAGAAAAACCCUAAGACAACAAGGUAAUUAUAUAAAGUUGUUAAUACACGUUUCAGUAA
Molecule: messenger RNA, 902 nt
Organism: Moneuplotes crassus
Lineage: Eukaryota; Ciliophora; Spirotrichea; Euplotida; Euplotidae
Source: the annotation of a GenBank genome assembly